Messenger RNA from Paramormyrops kingsleyae, 538 nucleotides. The record is from RefSeq and is a predicted model, not a curated record. Lineage: Eukaryota; Metazoa; Chordata; Actinopteri; Osteoglossiformes; Mormyridae.
GUUCAACAUGGCCAAGCAUCAUCCAGAUUUGAUUUUCUGCAGAAAGCAAGCUGGCGUUGGUAAGAUUUCACUUUUGAUUUUCACCGAUUAGUUCUGUCACGAAUGAGGAAAUGUACUAUCGAAGUAAAGCUAUUGGACGAUUAUGUGAGAAAUGUGAUGGGAAGUGUGUCAUCUGCGAUUCCUACGUAAGGCCCUGCACACUGGUGCGUAUCUGUGACGAAUGCAACUACGGAUCCUAUCAGGGACGCUGUGUCAUCUGCGGAGGACCGGGAGUGUCUGAUGCCUAUUACUGCAAGGAGUGCACCAUCCAGGAAAAAGAUAGAGAUGGCUGCCCCAAGAUCGUGAACCUGGGGAGCUCCAAGACCGACCUCUUUUACGAGCGGAAAAAAUACGGCUUCAAGAAGAGGUGAAGCUGUGAACCCGUGUGGGAGCGUGGACGUCAGCGGUGCUGUUCUCUGCAGAGCUGUUCCAAGCCAUUUUUCUGGUCUGUUUUUCACAAAAGUUUUUGAGCAUAAUAAAGUGUUUUCAGUUCUUUGUA